Endocarpon pusillum Z07020 is the source of this 2814-nucleotide messenger RNA. RefSeq lists its product as uncharacterized. Gene Ontology annotation, molecular function: microtubule plus end polymerase activity; microtubule plus-end binding. Lineage: Eukaryota; Fungi; Ascomycota; Eurotiomycetes; Verrucariales; Verrucariaceae. Gene Ontology annotation, biological process: establishment or maintenance of microtubule cytoskeleton polarity; mitotic spindle organization; microtubule polymerization. The record is from RefSeq and is a predicted model, not a curated record. Gene Ontology annotation, cellular component: kinetochore; spindle pole body; spindle pole. Bases 1 to 2814 code for a protein of 937 amino acids. The transcript is spliced from 3 exons.
AUGGCAGAGGCUGCGCAGGAAGACUUUUCGCAGCUGCCACUUCCCGAUCGCUUCACGCAUAAGAACUGGAAGGUUAGAAAGGAAGGUUACGAAGCUGCGGCCAAAGAAUUUAAGCAGACUCCUGACGAGUCAGAUCCUGUAUUCAAACCAUUCUUGCAGGAUUCGGGGUUGUGGAAAGAUGCAGCAGGUGAUUCGAAUGUUGCUGCGCAGCAGGAGGGCUUAACGGCACUUUGCGCCUUUCUGAAGUAUGCAGGACCGAACGCUGCAUCAAGAACUAGGAGCACAGCCAUUGAACCAAUACGAGAGAAAGGCCUUGCGUCAACAAGACCGGCAGCCAAAGCUGCUGCACAGGAAGCGAUACUGCUAUACGUGGAGAAUGACAAGCCUGAUUUCGUCGUCGAGGAGCUCCUGCCUGCCCUCUCCCACAAGCAGCCCAAAGUCAUUGCGGCGACAUUAUCUACAAUCACCAUUAUGUUUCACAAUUUUGGCUGCAGAAUCCUUGAUCCAAAGCCUGUGCUGAAAACACUACCUAAAGUCUUCGGCCAUGCAGAUAAGAACGUCAGAGCUGAGGCCACAAAUCUGACGGCGGAACUUUAUAGGUGGCUGAAGGAAGCAAUAAAAGUCGUUUUCUGGAAUGACCUGAAGCCAGUGCAACAACAAGACUUGGAAAAGCUAUUCGAGAAGAUCAAGGAAGAGCCCCCACCCAAACAGGAACGAUUGACGCGAGCGCAACAGGCCGCAGCAGCGGUAGCAGGAGACAACGAAGAUCAAAACGCCAGUCCUGAAGGAGCAGAGGACGUGGAGGCUGAAGACCCUGUCGAAGUUGAGACUUUAGACCUUGCAGAACCUGUGGAUGUCUUCCCCAAAAUAGCGAAGGACCUGCACGAGAACUUAGCUUCAUCGAAAUGGAAGGAACGGAAGGACGCUCUUGACGCGCUACUCAUCGUCCUGAACGUGCCACGGAUAAAAGAUGGCCCCUUUCACGAGAUCGUGGGUGGUUUAGCAAAGAUCAUACUGAAAGACGCAAAUGUCGCCGUAGUAGGAGUAGCCGCAAACUGCGUCGAAAAGCUUGCUUCGGGCCUCAGAAAAGGAUUCGCGAAAUAUCGAUCUAAUGUCAUGUCACCAAUGCUUGAAAGAUGCAAGGAGAAGAAGCAAGCAAUCGCAGAUGCACUCGGCACAGCACUCGAUGCAGUCUUCGCCUCAACAUCCUUGUCAGACUGUUUAGAAGAAAUGAUCAGCUUUCUGACACACAAGAAUCCACAAGUCAAACUCGAAACCGUCAAAUUCCUGACUCGAUGCCUCAGGAAUACACGAGAUGUACCGACCAAAGCAGAAGUCAAGCAGACCGCCGAUGCAGCCAUAAAGCUCUUGACAGAGUCGACCGAGGUGAUGAGAUCUGGGGGAGCUGAAAUACUAGGAACCCUGAUGAAGAUCUUGGGCGAGCGAGCUAUGGGUCCUUACCUCGACGGACUGGAUGACAUACGGAAGGCCAAAAUCAAGGAGUACUUCGAUGCUGCAGUGGUCAAAGCAAAGGAGCGGCCAAAGCCAAUCGCACCCCCUGCCAAGACUGCUGGCACAUCAGCGUUGGGCAAGAAAGUCACAGCGGGAGGAAAGAAGCCGGCAGGCGUGAAGAAGCCUGCACCCAUCAAUACAGCUCCAGCUCAGGAGGAAGAGUGUACCCCUCUAAAGCCACAACCUACUGCCAGGUCAUUAGCAAAACCCGGUCUGUCAAGACCUGGCUCUGGCCUUUCGGCUCCGGCAGGAUCCAAGCUCAAUGCUCUCAAAAAGCCAGCAAGUGGUGCAGCCUCACCACAAAGACGCGUCAUCUCCCCUCCCAUCAACACCGAAGACAUUGAAACACCCAUUCCCUCUCCUGCCAGAUUCGCACCAGGCCGAGGCGGCCUCGCUGGCCGACCCCUCAACAAACCCACUCCCGCCACAUCGCACGCAGAACCCGCGCCCACCCCACCCCCGUCCUCUGCUAGCCUCUCCGCCGCCGAAAAAGCCGAACUCGAAACUCUCCGCGCCGAAAAUGAGCGUCUCGCCUCUCUUAACGAAUCCCUCCGCUCCUCCAACAGCAAACUCUACACCGAGAUCUCGGAGCUUCAAAACCAAAACGCCCAACUCAUUGAAGACCACACCCGCGACGUGCUGCAAAUCAAAGCCAAAGAGACCCAACUAGUGCGCGCCAGGGGAGAAUGCGACGUGCUGAGAAGCGAGAUCGAGAGCGCGAAAAAGGACAUCGAACGGCAGAAGAGGGAGAUGUCGAGGUUAGGACGGGAGAGUCUCGGAAGACAUCAGCAGCGCGACACAUCAGCCAUCACGCCCACAUCACCUUUACCGCCGGAUGAAAUUAACAAUGGGGGCAUCUACACCGACACCAAUACCAACUCAUCCAGCACCGUGAAUGGUGCGAGACCAGGCACCUCCGUCCUCAGUCGCACCGGCAGCGCCGCCAAGCAGCACCAACAACACGAGGAGAAGGAGAAUGCGGGUGACGCCAACACUGCGCCGGGAUUGUUUAACUCGAGGAGGAAGAUGAGUCCCACCGCCGCUUCUUAUGGGGGUGCGAAUGGGAACAGUGGCGCUACGAGUCCGCACAGGGCUACCGUGGCUGCUGCUGCCCUGAAUGGAGUGACUUCUUCGACGGCAACGACAACGACUGCUGCCAGCGCAAGUGUGAAUGGGAGUCGGGAUCGGAGUCCGGCCGAGCCGGCGGAGAACUGGAGGAGAGCGGCGGAGGUGACGAGUCAGUUGAAGGCGAGGAUUGAGCAGAUGAAGGCACGGCAAGGGCUUUCUCGACCGCAGCAUUGA